Molecule: messenger RNA, 3634 nt
Organism: Cygnus olor (mute swan)
Lineage: Eukaryota; Metazoa; Chordata; Aves; Anseriformes; Anatidae
Gene: SMARCC2
Product: SWI/SNF related, matrix associated, actin dependent regulator of chromatin subfamily c member 2
Exons: 28
Coding region: 50-3289 (1079 amino acids)
Biological process (GO): positive regulation of DNA-templated transcription
Cellular component (GO): nBAF complex; SWI/SNF complex; npBAF complex
Molecular function (GO): nucleosomal DNA binding; histone binding
Source: RefSeq, a predicted model, not a curated record
CGUGGCGGCGGGGAGCGGCGCGGCGGGGAGCGGCCCGGCCCGCUGGAAGAUGGCGGUGCGGAAGAAGGACGGCGGCCCCAACGUCAAGUACUACGAGGCCUCGGACACCGUCAGCCAGUUCGACAACGUCCGCCUGUGGCUCGGCAAGAACUACAAGAAGUACAUCCAGGCCGAGCCCCCCACCAACAAGUCGCUGUCGAGCCUGGUGGUGCAGCUGCUGCAGUUCCAGGAGGAGGUGUUCGGGAAGCACGUCAGCAACGCGCCCCUCACCAAGCUGCCGAUCAAAUGCUUCUUGGAUUUCAAGGCGGGGGGAGCCCUGUGCCACAUCCUGGCAGCCGCUUAUAAGUUCAAGAGCGACCAAGGAUGGCGGCGUUUCGAUUUCCAGAAUCCCUCGCGGAUGGAUCGCAACGUGGAGAUGUUCAUGACCAUCGAGAAAUCCCUGGUGCAGAACAACUGCCUGGCCCGGCCCAACAUCUUCCUGCACCAGGAGAUUGAACCCAAGCUGCUGAGCAAGCUGAAGGACAUUGUCAAGAGGCACCAGGGCACGGUGACCGAGGACAAGAGCAAUGCGUCCCACGUCGUCUGCCCUGUCCCCGGGAACCUGGAGGAAGAGGAGUGGGUCCGGCCGGUCAUGAAGCGAGACAAGCAGGUCCUGCUGCACUGGGGCUACUACCCCGACAGCUACGACACCUGGAUCCCGGCCAACGAGAUCGAGGCCUCCGUGGAGGACGCCCCGACGCCGGAGAAGCCCCGGAAGGUCCAUGCCAAGUGGAUCCUGGACACGGACACCUUCAACGAGUGGAUGAACGAGGAGGACUACGAGGUGACCGACGAGAAGAGCCCCCUCGCCCGCAGGAAGAAGAUCUCAGCCAAGACACUGACGGAUGAGGUGAACAGCCCCGACUCGGACCGUCGGGACAAGAAGGGGGGCAACUACAAGAAGAGGAAGCGCUCGCCCUCACCCUCACCCACGCCAGAGGCCAAAAAGAAGAACGCUAAGAAGGGACCCUCCACCCCCUACAACAAGUCCAAGCGCGGGCACCGCGAGGAGGAGCAGGAGGACCUGACGAAGGACAUGGACGAGCCCUCGCCCGUCCCCAACGUGGAGGAGGUCACUCUGCCCAAAACAGUCAACACCAAGAAGGACUCGGAGUCUGCGCCCGUCAAGGGAGGCACCAUGACAGACCUGGAUGAGCAGGAGGACGAGAGCAUGGAGACAGCCGGCAAGGACGAGGAGGAGAACGGCACCGGGAGCAAGGGGGAGCAGGCCAAGAACCCCGACCUGCACGAGGACAACGUGACGGAGCAGACCCACCACAUCAUCAUCCCCAGCUACGCCGCCUGGUUCGACUACAACAGCGUCCACGCCAUCGAGCGCCGAGCCCUGCCCGAGUUCUUCAACGGCAAGAACAAGUCCAAGACCCCCGAAAUAUACCUGGCCUACCGCAACUUCAUGAUCGACACGUACCGCCUGAACCCGCAGGAGUACCUCACCUCCACCGCCUGCCGCCGCAACCUGGCGGGCGACGUCUGUGCCAUCAUGCGGGUCCACGCGUUCCUGGAGCAGUGGGGCCUCAUCAACUACCAGGUGGACGCCGAGAGCCGGCCCACCCCCAUGGGCCCCCCGCCCACCUCCCACUUCCACGUCCUGGCCGACACGCCCUCGGGGCUGGUGCCGCUGCAGCCCAAGACGCCCCAGCAGACCUCGGCCUCACAGCAGAUGCUGAACUUCCCCGACAAGAGCAAGGAGAAGCCGGCCGACAUGCAGAACUUCGGCCUCCGCACCGACAUGUACACCAAGAAGAAUGUCCCCUCCAAGAGCAAAGCUGCUGCCAGCGCCACACGGGAGUGGACAGAGCAGGAGACGCUGCUGCUGCUGGAGGCCCUGGAGAUGUACAAGGAUGACUGGAACAAGGUGUCGGAGCACGUGGGCAGCCGGACGCAGGACGAGUGCAUCCUGCACUUCCUGCGGCUGCCCAUCGAGGACCCCUACCUGGAGGACUCGGAGGCGUCCCUGGGGCCCCUGGCCUACCAGCCCAUCCCCUUCAGCCAGUCCGGCAACCCCGUCAUGAGCACCGUCGCCUUCCUGGCCUCCGUCGUCGACCCCCGUGUCGCCUCCGCCGCCGCCAAGUCAGCGCUGGAGGAGUUCUCCAAGAUGAAGGAGGAGGUGCCCACGGCGCUGGUGGAGGCGCACGUCCGCAAGGUGGAGGAGGCGGCCAAGGUGACGGGCAAAGCCGACCCCGCGUUCGGGCUGGAGAGCAGCGGCAUCGCCGGCACCACCUCCGACGAGCCGGAGCGGAUAGAGGAGAGCGGCACGGAGGAGGCGCGGGCAGAGGCGCAGCCGGUGGAGGAGAAGAAGGAGGCGAAGGAGCCCCGGGAUGGCACCGCCGAGGAGGAGGUGAAGGAGAAACUGGGGGACAUGGCCAAGAAGGAGGAGGAGAAGGGCAAGGAGCUGGAGGGUGAGAAGGAGUCGGACAAGGGCGACAGCGACGGCACAGGGGACCUGGAGAAGGAGAAGGAGGCGAAGGAGGCACAGGACGAGGUGCCCAAGGAGCCACUGGAGCCCGAGGCCGAGCGUAAGGCGAAGGUGGAGCGGGACAUCGGCGAGGGGAACCUCUCCACCGCCGCCGCCGCUGCGCUGGCUGCAGCUGCUGUGAAGGCCAAGCACCUGGCGGCCGUGGAGGAGCGUAAGAUCAAGUCGCUGGUGGCGCUGCUGGUGGAGACGCAGAUGAAGAAGCUGGAGAUCAAGCUGCGGCACUUUGAGGAGCUCGAGACCAUCAUGGACCGGGAGCGUGAGGCGCUGGAAUACCAGCGGCAGCAGCUGCUGGCGGACCGCCAGGCCUUCCACAUGGAGCAGCUGAAGUACGCGGAGAUGCGCGCCCGCCAGCAGCACUUCCAGCACCUGCAGCAGCAGCAGCAGCAGCAACCGCCCCCGCUGCCGCCUGGGGCCCAGCCCCUGCCCGCCACCGGCACCCCCCUGGCCCCCGCCGCCCACCCGCUGGGCGCGCCGCCCGCCCCAGCCAUGGUGGCCCCCGCCGAGCCCGGGGGGCAGCCGCUGCCCGGGGUCCCCCCGCCGCAGCCGCCCCCGCCACCGGGCGCCCCGCAGCCUGGCCCGGCCAUCCCGCACGCCCCGGCGCCGUUCCCCGGGCAGCAGCCGCCGUCCCAGAGCCUGGCUGGGAGCCUCGGUGGCAGCGGCCACCCUGCCGUGCCCGAUCAAGGCCCCCCCCUGCAGACGGACCCCAUCGCGCCCAGCCCCAGCACGGCCACCCCCGUCCCCCCCACGCAGUGAGCCCCCCCCCCCGGGGCCGAGGACGCUGCACCCUGCGCCCCCCCCUGCCACAGGCCCGGGGAGACCGGCCCCUCCCGCCCCCGCAAAACCCCAGAGGAAGCCCCCCCCCACCUCACCGCCCGCUUUGGUAUUUUUUUAUGAUGAUUGUCCCGGAUUUUAUUUAAGUGUUGGUCUCCCCGGGCGGGCCGGGGACCCUGCUGCACCCCGGCUAUUUAUGAGACAGCUCCAAUCCGACUUGGCAACUGGGCAUUCCCCCCCCCAGCUCCUUUUCUGUUUUUGUCCCCCCCCCCCCAACCCUCUCUACUCCCCCAAUUUCCCUCUCUCCCCACCCCCUUUUUUUUUAAA